Nannochloropsis gaditana CCMP526 is the source of this 1536-nucleotide messenger RNA. Its product is annotated as aarf domain containing kinase 2. Gene Ontology annotation, cellular component: mitochondrion. The coding region runs from base 1 to 1536 and encodes 511 amino acids. Gene Ontology annotation, molecular function: ATP binding; protein kinase activity. The transcript has a single exon. The record is from RefSeq and is a predicted model, not a curated record. Gene Ontology annotation, biological process: protein phosphorylation.
AUGCGUUUUUUAGCCAGCGAUGCCAACUGUCUACUCAAGCGAAGCUUUCAGGGUUACAACGAAGAGUGGCGCCCGCCUCCCUUGGCUGCUGCUGCCAUUUUAAGUUUAAGUCCCACAGCUUCGAAUGCUACCAACGAGGCACAAAUGGCUGACAAACCGGGACGUCGACGAUGGAUGCACCUUUUCAAGGCAUUUCUUCGGGCGUGUCAAGUGACUCUGGUCAUGAGCCCACUACUGGCGACGUUGCCUAUUGUGUAUGUGACGCGUCAUAUAUUUCCCCGGCUUCGUCGUGGAUGGUGGGCUUGCGCCCUGUGGUCUAUCGAGGCUCUGGGCCCCUGCAUGGUCAAGUUCAUGCAAUGGGCAAGCACCCGCCGGGACAUUCUUGCGCCUGAAGUGUGUGACCUCUUGGAACCAAUUCAGUGGCAGACUCGCCCUCAUACGUGGGCGCAGACCAAGCAAGCUUUGAGCACGCUUCGCGCUGACUGGGCCGAUGUUCUGUGCAUUGACACAGAUAAAUCGGCUAUGGUGGGAUCGGGCUCUGUGGCUCAGGUGUAUCGUGCCACAACCACUGCGCGGCUUGCUGACGACGCAAGAGACGCCACAGCACCGCCCCCGGCGCCCCGUGUGGUGGCCGUCAAGGUGAUUCACCCUGGGGUAAAGAGACAGAUCGAGGCCGACUUGGAGCUUCUGCGGAUAGGGGCAUGGCUGGUGGAGGCGACGGGUCAUUUGCAGUGGUGGAGUGUGUGUGAUUUUGUGGAGGAGUUCGCCCAGAUCAUGCACAAGCAACUGGACUUACGCUGCGAAGCAGAAGCCCUGGAUCGCUUUCGCGCCAAUUUCGCGGGCCGCACCGACAUCAUGUUUCCCCGUCCUUCCUGGCCUCUGGUUAACGAGUUUGUCUUAGUUGAGGACUACGUAAGCGGUGUCCCGAUUUCGAAUAUAUUGAAGGAUCCCGCCUGGCCGGUGCAGGAGAAGAAGGCGAUCGCUCGUUCCGGCCUUGACGCCUUUUUGAAAAUGGUGUUUCUUGACAAUUUUGUUCAUGGAGAUUUGCAUCCAGGGAACAUAUUUGUGCGGCACGACACGGAGGCUCACAAGGCCAAGCCACAUUUAACGUUCAUCGACGCUGGGAUCGUGACAGAGCUGACGCAACAGGAUCGCCGGAAUUUUGUGGAUCUUUUCUAUGCCAUCGCUACGGGUCAAGGGGAAGCGGCGGGACGGCUUAUGAUCGAACGGUCCCGACGCCAUGAGUGCCAAGACCCUGAGGGCUUCUGCCGGGGUAUCUCGAGAAUCGUGGAGGAGGCGACAGCGGGGCAGCACUUGCGGUUGGGGAAGAUCCGCGUCGGCUUCUUGAUCCAGAAAGUAUUGGCCCUGUGUAUCCAGUACAAGGUGAAACUGGAAAGCAAUUUUGCGUCCAUUUUGCUGGCGAUUGGAGUUCUGGAGGGCGUGGGUCGAAGCUUGGACCCUGAGCUGGACAUCUUGGCCGCGGCAACCCCAGUCAUUUUAAAAAGCCGGUACUUUCAAACCAAAAAAGAAGAUUAG